UAUGCAAUGCAAUGCAAUGCAAACAUACAGUAAAAAUAAUACACAAAAUAAUAAUAACAAAACAAUUCAUWGAUUUUUUUUCAAUCAAUAAUAACAAUCACUUUAUAUGAUUAUCACAUCAAUUGAUCCCAUUAUAAGUAGUGACCAUAACUUCGGGAGUCGGGUAGUAGUGGAAGUAGUGGUCAUUCAGAUAAUCAAAUGAUAUAAAUAUAUUUAAUUAAAAUCAAUGGAUCCGUUCAAAGGUGAUCAUCGCCAACAGCAGCUGAUCAACGGUGGCCAACGAUCGCCGAUACCUCCGUCAUCAUCAUCGAGAUGUCCAUCGAUGGCUGCCAGCACAUCAUCAUCGCCGCCGCCGCGUGUCCACUAUAUCUACGACUUGCCGUACAAUCAUCGCAAACAUCUGUGCGAUCUGCUGGACGCCGACCAGUCGUGGCGUCAAUUGGGCGGCCAGUAUGUCGGCCUUAGCGAGACAUCGCUGACACUGAUAUCGCACGCAYUGUUGCGCAACGGAUCGCCAACUAAUGAACUGUUGAAGAUAUGCGAGACAAGUAACACACGGAUCAACCAGUUGUUCMUAUAUUUGGCACAAAUGGGUCACAAGCGGGCACUUUAUAUAUUAAGACAGUUUGUCGACGAAAAACUUCGGCAAUUGUGUCCGGAAGAAGAUCCAGACAACGACGACAACAACGAUUACAAUAGAAAUAAUACUUCGGAUUUCGAUGCUAUGGCCGCAGCGUUGGCCGCAGUGUCCACUAAUGGACUAUCAAAACAAAAGCAAAAUAAUAAUAGUUUUUUUAGUGACGCAAAAGGUUUGCCACAAAACAGUACUAAAUAUGUGUCCACAAAAUUAUCGACCGAAAAGAAAAUACUUAACAACAAAAAUCUAAAUGAUUUGAACACAGAUUAUAGCAAUAAAUCAAAAGUCUUGGACAUGAAUAUGAAGAAGAAGACGACGAAGAAUAAGACGAUGACGACGACAACAGCGAUUGACAAUAAUUUCAAUUGUGAUACUAAUAAUGAUAGCAAUAAACGCAACAACAAUAAUAAAUCGCUAGUCGACGGCACCGUCGAUGAAAUGGAGGUCCACUAUAAGGAACUGCUUAUUGCCACCGAUGACUUUGCCAAAGAAAGAAUUCUCGGCAACGGCGGCUUCGGUACGGUAUAUAAGGGCGAAUGGAAGGGCACUAAUGUGGCCAUUAAACGACUUAAAGGAUUUCACGACAUAUCUCAAGCCCUAACUGAGCUUAAAGUAUUGAAUCGGUACCGAAUCGACAAUAUAUUACCCAUUUAUGGAGUUAGUCUGGAUGGAGCUGAACCCUGUCUUGUCUAUCAAUUUAUGCCAAAUGGUUCACUUGAGGACAGAUUACUUUGUAAGGCAAACACCAGACCGUUGAGUUGGCCGCAGAGGAUCAAUAUCGGCGAAGGUGUUGCCCGAGCGCUCAACUAUUUGCACACAUUAAAGGGCAAUGCCUUUGUUCACGGCGACGUCAAGAGCGCCAACAUAUUAUUAGACUCGCUGUUCGAACCGAAACUCGGCGACUUUGGUCUGGCCCGACAAGUAAACCCGGGUGGCAGCGGUAUCUAUACGCACUGUACGGUUAGUGCGGUGCACGGCACCAGUGUUUAUCUGCCGUUCGAGUAUCUGAGACAAAAAAUAUUGAGUCCGGCUGUCGAUGUCUACAGCUAUGGUAUUGUUUUGCUUGAGAUGGCCACCGGAAAGCGUGCUUUCGAUGGCAAACGUUUGCUCAUCGACUUCAUUGAAGAUCAUAUUAGAGAAGCUAACAAAGAGUCCAGCGAUGAUUAUACGAAACUAUUGGAUAAACGUAUAGCUGAUGGCAACGAGUCGUGCCAUUGGUUUGACUGUCUGCUCGAUUUGGGCCGUAAGUGCGCUCAUAGAUCCAAAAACAAACGACCCCCGAUGAUACAGAUCCUCGAGUAUUACAACCAAUACAAGACCAGCGAACGAAUCCGUCGCCUGUCGGCCGAAGCCUACAAUAACAAGAAUACCGUUUCGGGUAUCUCGAAGUCGAUUAUUAAGACACCGCUUGAACUGCAGCUCUGGUACGAUAUGGUUAGGAAAACUGGUGGCGACCAGAGCGAGACUUGUUGCCCGACAGUGGGUACCGAUGUUAAUGUCGAUGAUUUUGAUGGACUAUUACAAUCAAAUACACAAAUGAAUGAUAAUUUAUUGACCAUUGAUAGCAACGAAAAUAAUAAUAUUAAUAAUAACAAUGUGUUUGAUGAUGAGGAUAGGGAUGACGAGGAGGAAAGGGAUGUCGACGAGGAAAGUACACUUAAACCUAUUGAACAAAAUGCUAACAAUACAACCGUCACCAACAACUACAACAACAACAACGAUGACAUAACUGUGCCAUUGUUACCAUUAAUUACAGAGUUAGGUGUCAGCAGUAAUGGUGAUAAUAAUAGUAUUGUUGUUGUCAAUGAUAAUACAAAUUAAUUAUUUUUUUAGUACCGGUAUUUUUUUAUCAUAAAUACUAUUAAUA
This is a messenger RNA of Oppia nitens, 2504 nucleotides long. Its product is annotated as serine/threonine-protein kinase pelle-like. Gene Ontology annotation, cellular component: plasma membrane. Bases 227 to 2458 code for a protein of 743 amino acids. The transcript is spliced from 5 exons. Lineage: Eukaryota; Metazoa; Arthropoda; Arachnida; Sarcoptiformes; Oppiidae. Gene Ontology annotation, molecular function: ATP binding; protein kinase activity; protein binding. The record is from RefSeq and is a predicted model, not a curated record. Gene Ontology annotation, biological process: protein phosphorylation; signal transduction.